CGCUCAACACGCGCAGCCGGUUUCCAAAGUGAGCCACGUCGUCAGCGCAUCCAUCACGCUUCACACAUCCCCUCGACCGACUGUCGGCAUUCGCAUCGGCCAAGCAUAAUAAGCAUGUCUUCAUACGGUGGUGGCUACUCCCGCGGUGGCGGCGGGUACUCUAGCGGCUACGACCGCAACGGUGGAGGUUAUUCCAAUGGAUACUCUGGCUCUAAUGGUUACUCUGGCGGCGGCGGAUAUAGUGGUGGAGGUUAUGGUGGCGGCUACGGUGGUGGCGGCUAUGGCGGGGGCUACGGCGGCGGCGGCGAUCGCAUGUCGAAUCUUGGUGCAGGCCUGCAGAAGCAGCACUGGGACUUGGACGCGCUUCCCAAGUUCGAAAAGUCGUUCUAUCGGGAGCACCCCAACGUCGCCGCCCGCUCGGCCGCCGAGGUCGAAAAGUUCCGCCGCGACCACGCCAUCACGGUGUCUGGACGCGACGUCCCUAAGCCGGUUGAGACUUUCGAUGAGGCCGGCUUCCCCCGCUAUGUCAUGGAUGAGGUCAAGGCUCAGGGUUUCCCUGCUCCCACGGCUAUCCAGGCCCAGGGCUGGCCCAUGGCGCUCUCUGGACGCGACGUCGUUGGUAUUGCCGAGACGGGCUCCGGCAAGACUUUGACCUACUGUCUCCCUGCCAUUGUUCACAUCAACGCUCAACCUCUGCUCGCUCCCGGCGACGGCCCGAUCGUCUUGGUCCUCGCUCCCACUCGUGAGCUGGCCGUCCAGAUCCAACAGGAAAUCACCAAGUUUGGCAAAUCUUCGAGAAUCCGCAAUACCUGCGUUUACGGCGGUGUCCCCAAGGGCCCUCAAAUCCGGGAUCUCCAGCGCGGCGUCGAAGUGUGCAUCGCUACACCGGGCCGUCUGAUCGACAUGCUGGAAUCCGGUAAGACCAACCUCCGUCGCGUUACCUACCUGGUUCUGGACGAGGCCGACCGCAUGCUCGACAUGGGUUUCGAGCCCCAGAUUCGCAAGAUUGUCAGCCAGAUUCGGCCCGAUCGCCAGACUUGCAUGUGGUCUGCCACUUGGCCCAAGGAAGUCCGCGCUCUUGCUGCCGACUUCCUGACCGAUUUCAUUCAGGUCAACAUCGGUUCUAUGGACCUAGCGGCCAACCACCGCAUCACUCAGAUCGUCGAGGUCGUUUCCGAGAGCGAGAAGCGCGACAGGAUGAUUAAGCACCUCGAGAAGAUCAUGGAAGACAAGGAGACUCAGAACAAGGUCCUCAUCUUCACCGGAACCAAGCGUGUGGCCGACGAUAUCACCCGUUUCCUCCGUCAAGACGGCUGGCCGGCACUUUCGAUUCACGGCGAUAAGCAGCAAAACGAGCGUGACUGGGUCCUGGAUCAGUUCAAGACGGGCAAGAGCCCCAUCAUGGUUGCUACCGACGUUGCGUCGCGCGGUAUCGAUGUGCGCAACAUUACCCAUGUGCUCAACUAUGACUAUCCCAACAACUCGGAGGAUUACAUCCACCGUAUUGGUAGAACUGGCCGUGCCGGCGCUAAAGGCAUAGCCAUCACCUUCUUCACCACUGACAAUGCUAAGCAGGCUCGCGACCUCGUGAGUGUUCUUCAGGAGGCCAAGCAGCACAUUGACCCUCGCCUCGCCGAGAUGGCUCGAUAUGGUGGGGGUGGGAGCAGCCGAUAUGGCGGCUACCGGGGCCGCGGCGGUGGUGGAUACCGUGGCGGCCGUUCUCAAGGCAUCAACGGGCCUAACGCGAUGCCUAUCGGCAACCGCCGGUGGUAAAGCAAGUCAAAACAGCUGAGAGGUGCCGUAAGCGUUCGGCACGAUCCAGAUCUCUCGUGGCUGGUUUCUCGACCAGUGGCAUUGGGCAUUCGGUCACCACGGCGUUUC
Thermothelomyces thermophilus ATCC 42464 is the source of this 1881-nucleotide messenger RNA. RefSeq lists its product as uncharacterized. Gene Ontology annotation, molecular function: RNA helicase activity; RNA binding; ATP binding. Gene Ontology annotation, biological process: rRNA processing. Bases 115 to 1773 code for a protein of 552 amino acids. Lineage: Eukaryota; Fungi; Ascomycota; Sordariomycetes; Sordariales; Chaetomiaceae. The transcript is spliced from 6 exons. Gene Ontology annotation, cellular component: ribonucleoprotein complex; nucleus; cytoplasm. The record is from RefSeq and is a predicted model, not a curated record.